CAAAGUGGGUGUGGGCGGAGUCUUGCCCCCUCGUUGCGUGUUGUCAUCGCAGAGAUAGGUGCUGGAGUGGAUGGAUAUCGCUAUGGUCCGUGUUACUUCAGUCUGGAGGCUGGGACUGAAAGUGGGAGAUGUUGGAGCGGCUGCGGCUGCCCCUGCUGGUUUCUCCCACCUCUAGGAUAACUAACCCGGGUUAAAAACGGAGACAGGACGCUGCCCACUCUAUAAGGAGGCUCGUGCUCAACAAGUGGCUGAUGGAUUUAAUGCACUUGAACAGCAUCUCUGCAGUAGCUUCAUUACCACGGUGUCUCACAGGACACUUUGCCCUUUGCUUUGAGAUUUUAUGGCUUUGAUAGAACUGAGACUCUCUAGAUGAGAUCCGACUCCUCCAACUGCCUUUCUGUAUUGGUGGUAUCCUGUAAGAAGAGACUCUGCUGUUCUUGAGUGUCCUUGUCGUCCUGAAGUGUCGAUAGUGAUGCCACCCGUCCUGUGUGAGUUAUGAUGACGGCUCUCUCUUUGACUGAGGAAAGGAGAUCCCCCUCCAGCCACAUGACAUGAUGAAGACACUUCCUGAAAGUUUGCUCUUCAAAGAAUCUGCGAGCAGGAUAUGAGUAUUUUGAGCCCUGGAACAGAUAACAAACCAACCCUUGUGGGAUUUGUGGGAGACCCUGAAGAAUACUCCAAAGCCAUGCAGUCAGAGGAGUUAUUCAGCAGGAAACUCAAGGCCUUGAAUGGCAGCAUGGGACCACCAGCCUCCAGUAUGCAGGUGAAACCCGACGGUGCAGGGAAAACAAACGGUACUCCUGCCAUGCCCAAAAUGGGCGUCAGGGCUAGGGUGACAGAAUGGCCGCCACGGAAAGAUGGCUGGGAUGUACGGCCUUCACCCAAUUACCAGAGUGUCAUUCCGGUUUUCCAGAACGGACAGCAGGAUCUUGCUGUGGAUUUACUGGAGCAAGGCGAGGCAGUGUGUGUGGAAGUGGACUACACUGACAAAUACACACUCAGCGACCUUCUCUGCCACUCUCCCUUAAAGGGUCUCCACCCGAUCCGUCAGCGGAGCAACAGUGAUGUGACCAUUAGUGACAUUGACUCUGAGGAUAUAAUGGACCAGAACGCUGUCAAUCCCAACACCGGAGCCUCCCUGCACCGUGAAUACGGAAGCACGUCCUCCAUUGACCGCCAGGGCCUCGGUGGGGACGGCUUCUUCACCAUGCUCAGAGGCUACAGAGUUGACAACCUGGAUCAUCGGAGCAUACCGCCUCUGGGAUUCCCAGAGUUGUUACGCUGUGAUGCCUCUUUGUCCCCAAGCUUACAGACAGCCGCACAGAUUGCCCGGGGAGAGAUAGUCCACAUUCCAGGCUAUGAUUACAUAGACAGUUCUCUCCUCUACAGCCGGGAACGGGAAAAGUCCUUUAUGAGGCGUCUUAAAUCAGAAUCAACAGAAACUUCUCUGUUCAGGAGACUGAGGACCAUUAAAAGUGAAAGUGAUGCCUUGAGACUCUCUUUAGAGGACGACCGGCGACCCCUGAGCUUUCAGAAAUGCUUCGCCCACUACGACGUCCAAAGUGUGCUUUUCAACAUCAGUGAAGCCGUGGCAAGCCGGGCAAAUCUGAGCCAGAGAAAAAACACCACCACUGGAGCUUCGGCCGCCUCAGCUGGUGUUGGGGCUGCGGCAGGUGGAGUGCUGGGAGGCGGCACUGUCGCUGUGCCUGGAGACGUUGGAGCAGCAGGUUGCAGCAGUGGAAAUCAACUCAUGUUCGAAUCUCCGCUUGGGAGCAGAGAGGAUCUGAAUCCCAAGGAGAACUUGGACGUGGAUGAGGGAGACGGAAAGAGCAACAACUUGGUGCUGAGCUGUCCACACUUUCGUAACGAGAUCGGCGGUGAGGGGGAGAGGAAGAUCUCCCUCUCCAGAGCCAACAGUGCCAAUUACAGUGGCAUGUCGGAGAGUUGCUCGUUUGAGUCCUCUCUGAGUUCCCACUGUACCAAUGCUGGCGUCUCUGUACUGGAGGUGCCAAGAGAAAACCAGCCAAUCCACAGGGAGAAGGUGAAACGCUACAUUAUUGAGCACAUUGAUCUUGGAGCAUACUACUACCACAAGUUCUUCUAUGGAAGAGAGCACCAGAAUUAUUUCGGGGUGGAUGAGAAUCUGGGACCCGUGGCGGUGAGCGUCCGCAGGGAGAGGCUGGACGAUGGGAAGGAGAAAGAAGGCAUGCAGUACAACUACCGGAUCACCUUCAGAACCAGUCAGUUGACGACUCUCCGUGGAGCAAUCCUGGAGGAUGCCAUUCCAUCCACGGCAAGGCAUGGAACGGCCCGCGGCCUGCCACUUAAGGAAGUCCUGGAAUACGUCAUCCCUGAGCUGAACAUCCAGUGUCUGAGGCUGGCUCUUAACUCUCCCAGAGUCCCAGAGCAGCUCCUCAAACUGGAUGAGCAAGGGCUAAGCUUCCAGCACAAGGUGGGGGUUCUUUACUGCAAGGCGGGCCAGAGCACGGAGGAGGAGAUGUACAACAAUGAGAGCGCUGGCCCGGCGCUGGAGGAGUUCCUGGAUCUGCUCGGCCAGCGGGUUCGCCUCAAGGGCUUCACAAAGUACAGAGCCCAGCUGGACAACAAGACUGACUCAACGGGAACACAUUCCCUGUACACCACCUACAAGGACUACGAGUUGAUGUUUCAUGUGUCCACCAUGCUCCCCUACACGCCCAACAACAGACAGCAGUUAUUAAGGAAGAGGCACAUUGGCAACGACAUUGUCACCAUAGUAUUCCAGGAGCCCGGGGCCCUUCCCUUCACUCCCAAAAACAUCCGCUCCCAGUUCCAACAUGUGUUUGUUAUCGUCAGAGUCCACAGCCCGUGCACUGAUAACGUCUGCUACAGCGUUGCCGUAUCCAGAUCCAAAGACGUGCCUCCGUUUGGACCCCCCAUUCCCAAGUCCGUAACUUUCCCAAAGUCGGCUGUUUUCAGGGACUUCCUACUCGCAAAGGUCAUCAAUGGCGAGAACGCUGCUCACAAGUCGGAGAAGUUCAGAGCCAUGGCGACCCGUACGCGGCAGGAGUACCUGAAGGACUUAGCCGAGAACUUUGUCAGCACGGCUACUAUAGACUCAGCCGUCAAAUUCAGCUUCAUUACGCUUGGAGCAAAGAAGAAGGAGAAAGUCAAAGCCAGAAAGGAGGCGCAUCUGUUCAGUGUGGGAGCCAUCACCUGGAGUGUCUGCGCCCGGGACUUUGGGCAGUCGAUGGACAUUGACUGCUUGCUCGGCAUAUCCAACGAGUUCAUUGUGCUCAUUGAAGAGGAGUCGAAAAACGUAGUGUUUAACUGCUCAUGUCGCGAUGUCAUUGGAUGGACCUCAGGGAUUAUGAGUAUUAAAAUCUUCUAUGAGCGCGGGGAGUGCAUCAUGCUGUCUGCCCACGACAACUGCGGCGAGGACAUCAGAGAGAUGGUGCAGCGACUCGAGAUUACCACCAGAGGCUGUGAGACUACAGAGAUGACGUUGCGGAGGAAUAGUCUCGGCCAGCUUGGCUUUCACGUCAACUUUGAGGGAAUCGUGGCCGACGUGGAGCCGUUUGGCUUCGCCUGGAAGGCCGGGCUGAGGCAGGGCAGCCGGCUGGUGGAGAUUUGCAAGGUGGCCGUCGCCACUCUCACUCAUGAGCAGAUGAUUGACCUCCUGCGCACAUCCAUCACCGUCAAAGUGGUUAUAAUCCAGCCGCAUGAAGACGGUACUCCUCGAAGGGGCUGUUCCGAACUUUACCGGAUACCAAUGGUGGAGUACAAGGUGGACAGCGAGGGCCAGCCCUGCGAGUACAAGACGCCCUUCAGGAGAAACACCACCUGGCACCGGGUGCCGGCCACUGCUGGGGCACCUCUGACCCGGGGCUCGCCCACUCAGGGUCCUGACCGGCUGCAGUGCCAGCAGAUCCUCCAGCAGCACCAGGCCGUCAUCCCGCGAAGCACUUCCUUUGAUAGGAAGCUGCCAGAUGGCUCCAGGACUUUGCAGGACAUGGAGAAUCCCCAGGUCACUAUAUGCAACAAGGGAGACCAGCACUACCGCAGCUCGCCCAGUAACCAAUCCUCGUCCAGCGAUCCGGGUCCAUGUGGCAGCAGCAACUGGUCCCAGCAGCCCGGAUAUGAUGGGUGUCCCUCCCCUAUACUGCAUGAGCGGGCAGGUGAUAUCCAAGGAGGCGAUGGAGAGAUUCGCAGAGAGAGAGAGCCCACCCUGGAAAGAACCAGAUCUGCAGAGGCCAAAUGGCACAUACCCUCCACGAAGAUCCUGAAUCCUCUAAAGCAAAGAGAAGGAGGAAAGGACUCGCCAAACAAGCUUUCCAGGACUGGCGAUAAAAACUCAAGCCACUCUAGUAGCAACACUCUUUCAAGCAACGCCUCCAGCAACAGCGAUGAUAAGCACUUUGGCUCUGGAGACCUGAUGGACCCGGAGAUGCUGGGCCUCACCUACAUCAAAGGCGCCUCCACAGACAGCGGCAUAGACACGAAUCCCUGCAUGCCCCCCGGAGCCCGGAUGUUGCUGCAGGGAAGGGUCGGGGAACAGGGACACCCCUGGGUCUCUGAGCACCACGAGGACGAAAUGACAGAAGAGGAUCAUGGGAAACUAUACUUGCAGCAAGGCUUCGCUUCAGCCAUCAUGGGUAGUCACGUGACAGAGGGCAGCAUUGGAGACCUCAGCGAGAUUUCGUCUCAUUCAAGUGGCUCACACCACUCUGGCAGUCCCCUGGCCCGCGGUGCCAGGUACUGUAUGUCCGCUGACUCCUCCAAGGUGUACACCAUCCCCCAGACGAGCAGCACAGGGCCAGAGCCGGGGCCCAGCUCCGAGGCCUGUGGACAGACACGCACACAGUCCAGCUGCAAGCUCACAGAGAGCAUGAAGACAGCUGAUGAUGAUGAUGAUGGUGAUGCCCACUGCACUGAGGGACCUCCCAACAUAUCAGAGUGUGGAGGAGCGGAGAGCUUGUUAGCCUUCCUUCUCAAAAUGCUGUCUGAGCGCUCCAGGCAACUGUACGCGCAGGAGGCAGCGUGCCGGCUCCAGCCUGCAGAGCACGAUGGAAAAUCCCUGCAGAGGCUGUCAAAAGAGGAAUUUCGAAAGAUGUUGCUGCCAGACAGCCCUCCAGGAGAAGACAGGAGCCGGAAGGUGUUGGCACCGGGCAGUUUGUCACCGAGACGCUCGCUCUACCGGACGCUGUCGGACGAGAGCGUGUGCAGCAACAGAAAGGCUUCGUCCUACGCCAGCUCACACAGUUCCAUGCUCGAGCAAGCCAUGCCCAACGACAUCCUGUUCAGCACCACGCCACCUUACCACAGCACGCUGCCUCCUCGCAUGGUCCACAACCAGGGAGCGUCCAACCUGCGCAGUGAGUUUUGGUUCUCUGACGGCUCCUUGGCGGAUAGGUCCAAGUUCAGCGACCCGGGCCUCAUGCCCCUCCCAGACACUGCCUCAGGCCUGGACUGGUCUCACCUGGUCGAUGCAGCACGGGCCUUUGAAGACCAGCGCGUGGCGUCUUUCUGCACCAUGACAGACAUGCAGCGGGUGGAGGCUCUGCAGAUCUCCAGAGAGCUGACCAGACGGGUGGUGGAGGCGGAGGGAGCAGCGCUGGAAGCAGACAGCUCCCCGUCCACACUAACUGGCAAAGUCAACCAGCUGGAGGUCAUCCUCAGGCAGCUGCAGCAGGACCUCAGAAAGGAGAAGGAGGACAAGGCCAUGCUGCAGGAGGAGGUGCAGCACCUGAGACAGGACAACAUGCGGCUGCAGGAGGAGAGCCAGACGGCAGCAGCUCAGCUCAGGAAGUUUACAGAGUGGUUCUUUCACACCAUUGACAAGAAACCCUGAGCGGCGCAGAGAGGAAAAACAGAGGAAAGACGGAGCAAAAGAAGGCCUUCAUCCCUCCUGUACACCCACUCAACUCCCAUGUAAGAUUCCCAGAUAAAUCCACAAUGAAAACAACAUUAAAACGACAACAACGACGAGUAUUAAAAGCCCCAUACUUAGGAUGUUGUGCUGCACUGUGUGAACCCAGAUCUGGACUAUAGUUUGGGGGAACUCCUCUCUGCUCCUCUUUUUAAAGUUACUGGUCUCUCUUGGGGAACCUCAUGGUGUUUUGCUCCGGAGAGGACUUGAGAAAAGUAAUUCCAGGGGAAAGGAGCUCCGCUGAGUCCUGGGAUCUUCUUACAGAAGUGGAAUGUAAAGCUCAUUUACUGUAGUCAACAUUUAAUCUACCUACGUAAAUCACGUCAGUCUACUGUACUGUAUACUCAGCUGUACUGUACGGGUGAAUCUCAAUACAUUACAACGUUGUGAAAGCUAAUUUAUUGACGCAACUUAGAUGAAUACAUUUAAACACACAGGGUGAUGUAUUUCAAGCAUAAUUUUUAAUUUUGAUGUUUAUGGGUUUUUACAUGUAAUCAGUAAAAAACAUGAUUACUGUGUUUUCAUUAAGUAAGAAAUAGAGUUCAAAUCAAAUGUGAAUAAGUUUGUUCACAUUAUAAGUCAUUAAAAAACAUUUGGUACCAUCCUCCUCCUACCACUAUCUGUUGUCUCCUUUGUCUUUUCCGCCUGUGGUAACACCCAGUUGUUGAUCCCAUGCAAAAAAAUAUUUUUCAAAUAUACUAAUUUGAAUACAGCCAAAAAACCACUUUAACUUUUGCCAAUUUAAUCACAAACUUAAAUUGGCAUGUUUCAAUCAAGUACAUUUAUCUUCGUAACUCCAGUUUGCACUUUUAAAUAGAAACACAGCUAUAGACUGUGGAAACUUCAUGUGGAUUGGCUCCUGUGAUAUCACAAAAUUUUUCCUUUUAUUCAACUUUCCAUUAAUAUGCUUUGAUACAGAAGUCUAUAUUGGGGUUUGUUUUAUACUUCCCUCAUGGCUGUACUUGUCUCUGUUGAUGGUGCAACUCUUUCUACCACACUUUUUCCUUCCACUCAACUUUCCACUAGUAUUUUUGUAUACAUCUCUCUUUGAACUGCUAGCUUUUUUGGCAAUAGCCUUUACACAACUUGUAAGGGAAGUCAAUAUCUGUUAGUAUGUUAAAAAAAAAAAUUCUCAAACUGUGAAGUCAAAAUUACCAAGAUUAAUAGAAAUAUGAGCUUGAAAUGAUCACUCUGUGUGGUAGAUUUAUACAAUAUGAGUUUCCCUGUUCAUAAUUAAAUUACUGAACGACUUUUCUUUUUUUCUAAUGUACUGAGAGGCACCUGUAUCAUUCUGCGCACACUGUCACUCAGCUGUUUCUGCUGCAUUGGCCCUCACGGACGUUGGGGGAGCAGAGGGUUUGAGGCGAGAGUCGGAGGGACAGGAAUGUACCAGACGAAAUAAAGUGAUACUGUCUGCCUGCACCAGGAGGAAUCCACAUAUGGUGGGCUUGAAAUGUUCAGUGUGUCGACGGGUGGGAGGGGAUGAAUGUAGCUCAACCGAGACCUUUUAUUUUCUCUGAAACUCUCGUUCCCAAAGCUACAGAAGUUCUGAACGUUUGACGUGUUUGUUUUCAAUCAACUUUCCUGUUUUUUAUUUGUUUUUUUUUUCUCCUCUGUGUUGUAACGUAGGUUCACAUGGCAGUAAUUUUGAUGUUUGAAGGUGCUUUCUCCCUCAGCACAUAUUUGUCAGUAGUUUCCAUUCACCGUCACAAUGUCCUAGCAAUAACAAAGUGGUAGUUACAAAACUGUGUUUUUUAUUUCGUUUUUUGGAUUUUUGUUUUCUAAAGGAAGUUAGCACAAGUGUGGAUAGUUUCUUUUGAGAAGCAGAUGUUUUUUUGACAUGUAUUUAUAAAGCUGGAAGAGACUGUGCCUAAAACUGGUUGUAAAUUGAUUUUUUUCUUCGUUUUUCUCUGUCAGCUCUCUUUUAUAAACACAUGCCUUGUCUGUGGCUCACUGAGAUAAAAUCAUUUGAGUGUGAGAGUGUGUGUGAGUGUAGCAGUAUGAGUUCUUAUGCAGUGGUUUCUAGAGUAUUAGAGCGGACGCCAGUGAACCACACUUACAAUGCCAAAUGUGUUUAUUUCUGUACAUAACUGCCACAGAAGUGUCUUGUAUUUAACACUAUUAUUUAAGCUUAUUUAACCUAAAGUUGUUUAUUUUAUGAAGCUUCUUUAUUUGUUUUUUUUUUUCUGCACUAAUGAGAGAUAAAGCUCUGUGUAUGUUGUAAACUGUGUUGCUUUGCAGGGCAAAAAUACAACAAAAAAAAUCAAACCAACCACAAAACAAAUUAAUAAGUAUAUAUUUAACUAUAUAAAUAAUUUUGGAAAUUCCAACAUUUGGAUGCUGCUAGAUGAACAGAUCGCUGGUUUGUAUGCUUUUAAAAAUCUCUCUCCUCGUUACCAGUCUCCUCCCUGGUGUGGGAUGUUGGACGCAUUUGAUUGUUUUCCUGUUUUUUGUUUGUUUUUUAUUUUAUUUUGUUUUUAAUAAAUGUAGUUGUAAAAAUCAGA
Messenger RNA from Xiphophorus hellerii (green swordtail), 8412 nucleotides. RefSeq names its product signal-induced proliferation-associated 1-like protein 2 (gene sipa1l2a). The transcript is spliced from 23 exons. The coding region runs from base 605 to 5830 and encodes 1741 amino acids. The record is from RefSeq and is a predicted model, not a curated record. NCBI's taxonomy places the organism in Eukaryota, Metazoa, Chordata, Actinopteri, Cyprinodontiformes, Poeciliidae. Gene Ontology annotation, cellular component: cytoplasm. Gene Ontology annotation, biological process: regulation of small GTPase mediated signal transduction. Gene Ontology annotation, molecular function: protein binding; GTPase activator activity.